AUGGCGGACCUCAAUCUCAAGGAAAUCCACGACUUCAUGGUGUCGAUCGCAAAAGAAUCCGGCGAGCGCAUUGUAUCGGCCAAACCAACGACAUCGACAUCAGGUUCGAAGAAGAAUUCCGCCGACCUCGUCACAGAAACCGACCGCGCAGUCGAAUCCCUCAUCUCAGCCUCCCUGCGCAGCACAUACCCGCACUUCUCCUUCAUGGGCGAGGAAACCUAUCAGCCGGGCGACGUACUCAGCGCGAACCCGACGUUUAUCUGCGACCCGAUUGACGGGACGACCAACUUUGUGCAUCGGCACCCGUACGUGUGUAUUUCGCUGGGGCUCGCGGUGGACCGGGAGCCCGUGGUGGGUGUAGUGUAUAAUCCGUUUACGCAGACGCUGUAUUCGGCGGUUAAAGGGCAGGGCGCGUAUAUGAAUGGGGCGCUGAAAUUGCCGCUGGUAGAGCCCGCGCCGCUGACUGCGCUCGAUACCUGUCUUGUGGCGGUGGAGUGGGGGAGUGAUCGCUCCGGCAAUGAUUUCAGCGUCAAGAGCGAGACGUUCAAGAGGUUGGCCGCGACAAAGGAGCACGGCGGCGGCAUGGUGCAUGGGCUGCGGUCGUUUGGGUCCGCCGCUUUGAAUCUGUGUGGUGUGGCGACCGGCGCUCUCGAUGUCUACUGGGAGGCCGGGUGCUGGGCGUGGGAUGUGUGUGCCGGCUGGGUGAUUUUGAAGGAGGCUGGUGGCAUCAUGGUGGAUGCGAAUCCGGGGAAUUGGGAGCCCAAAGUUGAGGGCCAGAGGUAUUUGGCGGUCAGGGGUGGAGAAGGCCAAAAGGACAUUGUAAAGCAGUUUUGGAGCUUGGUGCAUGGCGCGUUUGAGGUGGGAAUGUAGACAUGAGAUGACAUCUUGUUGUCUGAGUGCUGCCAGUCAUACAUAGUGUUGCAGCCACAUACAAUACAUCACACAUCACAUGCAAA
Messenger RNA from Exserohilum turcica Et28A, 956 nucleotides. RefSeq lists its product as uncharacterized. Bases 1 to 870 code for a protein of 289 amino acids. NCBI's taxonomy places the organism in Eukaryota, Fungi, Ascomycota, Dothideomycetes, Pleosporales, Pleosporaceae. The transcript is spliced from 2 exons. Gene Ontology annotation, biological process: phosphatidylinositol phosphate biosynthetic process; inositol metabolic process; signal transduction. The record is from RefSeq and is a predicted model, not a curated record. Gene Ontology annotation, molecular function: inositol monophosphate 1-phosphatase activity.